UGUAAUUUUUCUUUCAAAAAAUCCAAUUCAUCCCUAAAAUUUAUGUACUCCAUACUAAAAUUCAUAAAAUAAAAAUGAAUAGAGCCACCAAUAUAUAUCCAAGGCGGAUCGGACUACAUGAGUAUAUCUAUUGAGCGUUCAAAAUCCUUCCACAUUUUCGCAACCCUAAUAUCUGUUGCUCUCAGGCGCGCUUCUCAACUUCAACCUAACAUGGCUGGAGGGGGUAGCUUCAUCCAUCGAGUUCUCUCCUACGUGAUCAAUGAAGUCGUUGUCAAUGGGCUCGCCAACAGCCCAUCAUUCCAGAGAUUUGCUGUGAGGACAUCCAGAAAGAUCGAGGAGGUUUCUAAGUUAGCUGAACAAAAGAAGAAAGAGAUCAUGGAGCAAAUGAAUGAUGCAUCCAAAAAGUUCUGAGAGAGGGUAAAAAAAGAGUGAAGUUCUUGCAGUAUUUCAAGAAUGAUGUGGUGGGGGUUGGGGGUAGCAUUCUUAUCUCAAGAUAAUAGUCACCAAAAAAAAGACAUGAUUUUAGUGCAGCUACCUUAUUAUAAAGCAUGCUGUGUGUAAAUUUGCUUUACAUACCUGAUUCACCUGUGUUUUCGACUGCAAUUUCUUAUACUUCGAUCUGAUGAUGAUGAAGAUAUCAAUGUUCCCCCCUAUCUAAAUCUGUUUUAGCUUCUAAAUGAUGUUGCAAAACUAAGACAAGAAAAUGAUUUGUGAACCUGGACCAGAUUUGUGCCUUCUUUUGGGCAAAGGACCAGAAUGUGCUUUACAAGCUUUUACAACAGCAUAUAGGGGUUGGCACAAACCCGGUCAGGAAGGCCCAAUUUGUGUGAUCGGGU
This is a messenger RNA of Cuscuta campestris, 836 nucleotides long. Lineage: Eukaryota; Viridiplantae; Streptophyta; Magnoliopsida; Solanales; Convolvulaceae. The record is from the annotation of a GenBank genome assembly.